Setaria italica (foxtail millet) is the source of this 1607-nucleotide messenger RNA. Its product is annotated as phytochrome A-associated F-box protein. NCBI's taxonomy places the organism in Eukaryota, Viridiplantae, Streptophyta, Magnoliopsida, Poales, Poaceae. Gene Ontology annotation, molecular function: protein binding. The transcript has a single exon. Bases 175 to 1326 code for a protein of 383 amino acids. The record is from RefSeq and is a predicted model, not a curated record.
CUUUCACAAACCACCGCUCCACUAUCCAAACAACAUCAAUCCCCAGUUCCCCACCCAAAGCAAAGGGAAAAGAAAAGGCGGGCAUUAAAUAACACAUUCCAUUCCGGCCUCCUCCUCCCAUCUCCGUGGAAUUUGCAGAGCGAGCACGCCGCCGAUCGCGCCACCCACCCACCCAUGGGCGGGCACCAGGCGGAGGAGGAGGGCGGUGGCGCGCGCGCCAAGAGGAGUGCGCCGCGCGCGGCGGGGGGCGAGACGGCGUCGUCGCUGUCGGCGCUGGCGGACGACGUGCUGCUCCAGAUCCUGGGGCGGCUCGAGGGGGACCCGCGGGACUGGGCGCGGGCGUCGUGCGCGUCCCCGCGCCUCGCCGCGCUGCUCCGGGCCGCCUGCCUCCCGCCGCGCCUGUCGCGGGCGCUCCCCGCGGAGCUGCUCCCGGCGCCGCCCCCCGACGGGGCACCCGCGGCCUGGGCGGCGCUGCACAAGCUCUCCGUCUGCUGCCCGGGGCUCCUCCGCGCCGGGGUGCUCCUCGAGCCCACCGACGACUUCGGCCUCGAGCUCGACAUCGGGCCCGACUUCCCCAUCCGCGCCCUCGCCGGCGACUCUGCCGCGGCCGCCUCCGUCGAGGGGCUCGAGGCCACGGCCACGUCCCGCGACCGCACGGCCGACGCCGUGGCCCGGGGCGGAGACGGAGACUCCACCGACGCCGCGUGGUCGCUCUACGACGACCUGUACCUGGACGCGGCCUACGACUGCUCGUCCGAGCCGCAGAUCCCACCUGCCGCCGCUGCCCCGGACCCUGGCCCGCCACCGGCCGCGCCGGCGAUCCGCGACGCGGAGGAAGAGGAGGAAGCAGCCGCCACCGAUGCCUCCUGCAGCGUGGCCCGGCGCGGCGUGGUGGCCGGGAGCCGGCGGCACCCGCGGCGGUGGCUGGGCACGGUGGGCGCGCACCUGGCGUCGGGGUCCUGGACGCUGAGCCGUGAGCAGGGGAACAAGCUCCUGGCCAGCCGGUUCCGCGGCGACCAGCUGUACCUGUGCGACUGGCCCGGGUGCGUGCACGCCGAGGAGCGCCGCAAGUACAUGGUCUUCCGCGGCGUGUUCCACAAUUUCGCCCGCUCCCAGGUGCGCCGCGCGCUUAGGGACACGCGCCGCCCCACCGUCGCCGUCGACUGCGCCUUCUGCGGCAGCAAGGAGGCGUGGGACCUCUACUCGGCAUUCUGCCUCCGCAGCUUCUACGGCUACCACGACGACGGCGAGCCCGUCGUGCGCGCCUACGUCUGCGAGAAUGGCCACGUCGCCGGCGCAUGGACCAAGCGCCCGCUCUACUCCUGAAUCCUGAUCCUGGAGAGCGGCCACCUCCCACACUGACAUGGUACCGCGUCAUCCACUGCCCUUCUCCAUUGCCAUGGCCAGAUGCUGCUGCUAGCAUUAGCAAGCAAAUAUUCCGUAUGAUUUAGCGAUAAAUAUGUAUGUGUUUAUUCUGCAUACAGUGAUGCAGAUUUCUUCGAGCUCUAGAUACAUGCAUGAUGUGUAUUCAAAUAUUGCUGUUCUUCAUGGGAUGGUUAUGAUUAGAAUAAAGGGCUGUUUAGGAGCACUCCACUCCAGAAAAACCA